GUGUACGUUUCGCGUAGCAUUAGCAGCCGACUUAGCUUAAACGCGCAAACAGUUAUACUCCGUUUAUUAAACGGCCGUCGUCGCGCGACCGUGUUAACCGGCAGGGGGCAGCACCGCAACAAAUAACGAAGGCAAUGAUGCGUACUAAAGCGUUCACAAACUGAGCUUUGUCUCUCACUUAUUCGGAAGAUGACAUACGAGACGGUCAGGUUGGGAGGGAAGGCCCUAAAAUCCCGUGAGGUCCCUCUCGCUGGGCCAGACGGAACCGAUGAAGGCGACCGCAUCCUCCGCAUCCCAUAAUAAUAAGCCGGCCGUGAUUGGGAGCUCGUUCGUCGGCGAACGGAAUGAGGAGGAAAUUGAUGCGCGCCUGAAAAUCUGACACGGGCACGCCGCCGUUGGCCGUCUCGCGCGCCGCGUAAUGGAAAUAGCUGGAUAACGGUAUUCCGGCGGCUUUUUUUGUUUGCGCUUCUAAUGGGAGCGACGCCGAGGUAAACGGGUCGGCCCGCGAGCACGUGUUUUUUUGUUUUUUUACAGCCAGGCAUUCGCCCGAUCGGAUCGGCGGGAUGGCGUCUUUGAGGUGUCACCGGAGCAAGUACAUGUGGGCCACUCUGGGCGUGCUGGCGUUGUUGUGGCUCUACAUCUUCCCCGUGUACAGGAUCCCCAGCGACAAAGAAAUGGUGGACGAGGUUCUGCGGCAGGGGCAGACGUGGAGCAGAAACAAGACCGGGGUGGAUCUGUACAGGAAACUGCUGACAGAAUGCUGUGACCCAAAGAGAAUGUUUGCUGUCACUAAGGAGAACUCGCCGAUAGGCAAGGUUCUGUGGUACGACGGGGAGAUCUACCAUUAUCACACGGUCACCAAUGAAACCUACCCCAUCUUUGUUCAGGAUACACCAUUGCAGCUUCCUUUGAAGACAUGUUCAGUUGUGGGAAAUGGAGGGGUCCUGAAACACAGCGGCUGUGGAAAAGAAAUUGACCAAGCUGACUUUAUCAUGAGAUGUAACCUUCCUCCUCUAUCCAAAGAGUACACCACUGAUGUUGGUACCAGAACACACCUGGUGAGCGCGAAUCCUAGCAUUAUUGAAAAGAACUUCCAGAACCUGCUAUGGUCCCGCAAAUCCUUUGUAGAGAGUAUGAAGGCAUAUGGCACCAGCUACAUCUACAUACCAGCGUUCUCCAUGAAGCCCGGCACUGACCCCUCCCUGAGGGCAUACCACGCCCUUGCAGACUCCGCCUCCAACCAGACGGUCCUCUUCGCCAACCCAGACUUCCUUAAAAACGUCGGCCGAUUCUGGAAAAACCACGGCGUCCACGGCAAGCGGCUGUCCACGGGGCUGUUCCUCGUGAGCCUUGCCCUCGGCUUGUGCGAAGAGGUGACCGCUUACGGUUUCUGGCCAUUUUCGGUGGGACUGGAUGAGCGGCCGGUCAGCCACCAUUAUUAUGACAACAUUCUCCCGUCCUCGAGAUUUCACGCCAUGCCUGAGGAAUUCCUGCAGCUCUGGCACUUGCAUAAGAGCGGCACGCUGCGUAUGCGGGUCGGCGAUUGUACGAAAGAAGGACAGGAACCUAAGAGGGAAAAAUAAGUGGAUGCGUUUCCCCCACCUAUCCCCACAGGAACAGGACAGAUCUCCUGUGAUUAGCAUGAGAAUGCUGUGGGUAAUGAGGUGAUGCCUCACCCCCAAAGCUAGGCCUCUCUUUGGUGUCUAUAUGCUUGAACCUCAACUGCUACCAACACCCCCCACCACCUUCUUGUUGCCAAAGGACAGUUGUAAAGACUUGCAUGUGUACCCAUCCUGCGCUCACUGGAAGCUUGUUGUGUCCGUUUGUUGUCCCGGGGUGAUGAGGGGCUCAGGUGUCAUGUGACCUAUUUAAACUGCAUCCACCAGCAGUUGGACCCCUGUAACCAAGGACUGUUUGUUCACUUAAUAUAAAGGGAGAACGGGGGAGGUGCUGAGUCAAACAAUGUCUUAAGAACUCUAAAUGGGAACUUGGGAGCAAGGCUUUGACCAUUUAGCGUAUUGUAGUUUUUUUUUCUUAAACACUGAUUCUCUGGAGUUUCGAGGUAAUGGAACAACGAAUAAUGAGAAAAUCUUACUCACAGUGUUCGCUUAAAUACAAAUCAGUGUACAAAUACAGGUUUAGCCUGGAAAAGGGAAGUUGGGAAUCGAAUGUACAGCCAAAGUAUAAAAACCCGUUUCAAAGAUUUGAGACCGGUUUAAAGUGAAGGCUGCAGUUCACGUAUUAUUGCGAGUAUAUUUCCAAUUGUAUUUAUUUUUAACAUUUCAGUGAACCACCUUGUCGUUCUAGAUCAGUCUUACGCGUUUAGUGUUUGACGAGAUUAGAGUGAAAUCAUGGGUGGAGAGACCACAUCCAGUUGGAAGAUUUCCACUAGCUGGAUGGAGGCCCAAAUUCUGUUGAAGAGAUAGUGAAUUGUUGCGUGCCCUUGGGAGGAAAAGUGUUACAGAGUUUGCAGUGACUACUGUGGCAGCAUAUUUUAUUAGUGUGUUACUUGUAUGUGUUUGAAUUCAAUCAUUUGAUGUCAUGAAGUGGUGUAAAAAUCCUUUAUCACAUGGUGGAAGGGUCACCAAUCAUAUAGUAACUGCUUUUUUUUUUUGCCUGCUAAGGUGCUGGACACCUGGUCCGGAACAUGUAAAUACUCAAUUAUGGGUUCUCUGAAUGUAUUGACAGCCAUUUUGGUAGUCUGCCCAGUAAUUUGUUUCCUCUACUUAUUUUUUUGUUGUUGUUGUUAAACUACACACAGGGAAUUAGGUUUAAAUUUAGGUGCUAGCUGUAACACAUGCACUCCAGUUUAGUCUUAAUAUAUCAUCACUGAUGGACAGUUUUAUUAGGUUUGACUGGUAGAAGGAUGUACUAUUACACUGAUUUUAAGCCAGAGACCUCAGUAUUUAUAGGGUUAGUUCACCCCAAAAGGAUAAUUGUCAUCAACUACUUACCCCAUGUCAUGACAAACCCAUUUAUUUUAUCGUUGAAAGACAAUUGAAGAUAUUUCAAUGAAACCUGAGAGUUUUGCUCACCACUGAAAAUUCAAAGUUUCAAAAAGAAGUAGAUUUAAGAUAUACAUGAAAAAUUAAUCCACACGUGUGCAUGGGAGCAACUCAAAUAUGGCAAAUGGAAGCCCAACCAUACUUUCUUGACGCCUGAUAGCGAACCUCAUUGGUUUUAUUGAAAUGGGCUUUCAAUGGAGGCCCAUAAAUCUCUCAGAUUUGUCUUACGGAUUUGGAAUGACAUGAGAGUGAGUACAACAUGACAGAAUUUUCUACUUCUAGGUGAACUACAGAGUUGCCUUUAAAUGUGUCUGCCGUUGUCAUUUAAAGCAGGUGUGUUAGCAUUCAGGUAGCUAGCUAUAAGACAGCUUAACUAACUUGCUUCAAAAGAUUCUCCUACGCUAUGGCAACACCGAGAUUGUGUACUUGAAACUGAUUGAAAUGAGUUCUGACAUUUUUAGUUAAACGUUGUUCUGUGAUAUAUAUAUAAUUAGUUUUUGCAUCAAGGUUGGAAAGCUGUACUAUGAGCUAUGUAGUUGGUGAAUCUCACAAAAUGCAUAACCAGGUCACGUUUCACCCCAAUUGAAAGAAAAAAAAAAAAAGACAGUUAACCCCUUUUUACUGCAUGUUGUCGUUAUCAUAAUGCAUUUAAAAAAGUGCCAUAAAUGAAAUGCAGUACAACAAACAAUGGCGCAUAAACGAUCGUGCUUAAUUCCGUUAGUGGUCAUGGAAAAAAAAAAAAUGGGGUGAACUAUGACCGGGACUUGUUCUUAGCAGGUGUUUUGAGACUCGCUCUGAUAGCAAAGGAAAUGUGCGCACUCGUUUGAAUAUCUCUAGAGAUUCCCAUUACCAUAUUUUCACACUUUAAGCCAAUGAGUGCCUUUAUCAGUAUUAAAAAGGCUUUGGGCUUUAUUUCACCAAGGACAAGUAUUUUAACCAAAUCUAAGAUUCAUCCCCCUCCAACUCAGAAGUAUAUAACGUCACAGAAUAGUUUUUAAGAAUUUUCAACCAAGGCUGAUGUGUAGAAAUGUGGAAGGACUUAUUAAUUUAAUAACUUACUAUGAUUUACGAUAAGCGAAUGGAUGCGAGUUCCAAAAUAUGCUAGCAGACGGUUGUAGAAGGACCAACGUACAUUAACGUAAUUUGCUUUUACAUUGCUUGAUUGCCAGAAAACCGCAACUUUAACAUACAUAGCUGGGGAAAGUGUGAAAUGCUGGAGCUGGUGAUUCUUUUUUUUUUUCCUUUGCACCUUUUUGUGUCGUUCAGUAUUGUGAAUGAGUGAGGUAGUAGUUUGUAAGUAGGCAUGCACGACUGUGAUAUGUAAUUGGUUUUUGAAACCGAUUUUGAGUGAGAAACUCACAAACAAACAAUUAUGUCUUUUACGUUCCGCCCCUUUGAGCCAUAAAAGGGUGUUUGCCCUGCUGAAACUGAGCUUACCUCAACUGUACUAUUCACUGUUAAAUGCAUCGAUGAAGCUCACUGGAGCUUGGAGCCUAGUACGUUUUACUUCACUAAGCUGUAAAUGUGUCCUAUCAUGUCAAACUUUUUGGCUCAAGCGGUUGGUGUUUGUACUUGAGCAUGUUACUAACAGCAAACAGGAACCGAGCUGGACGUUGUUUACGUGCCACCUGGGUUUUGCCAAUAUUGAAAAUGUGAUAAGAACAAAAGCAAACACUGCUUUCAAACAAUAAAGACGUCCUGUCAACUCA
Messenger RNA from Puntigrus tetrazona (Sumatra barb), 4714 nucleotides. It is a transcript of the gene st8sia1, whose product is annotated as ST8 alpha-N-acetyl-neuraminide alpha-2,8-sialyltransferase 1. Gene Ontology annotation, biological process: oligosaccharide metabolic process; N-glycan processing. The record is from RefSeq and is a predicted model, not a curated record. The transcript has 5 exons. NCBI's taxonomy places the organism in Eukaryota, Metazoa, Chordata, Actinopteri, Cypriniformes, Cyprinidae. Bases 564 to 1583 code for a protein of 339 amino acids. Gene Ontology annotation, molecular function: alpha-N-acetylneuraminate alpha-2,8-sialyltransferase activity.